Molecule: messenger RNA, 4953 nt
Organism: Musa acuminata AAA Group (dessert banana)
Lineage: Eukaryota; Viridiplantae; Streptophyta; Magnoliopsida; Zingiberales; Musaceae
Exons: 1
Coding region: 1-4953 (1650 amino acids)
Biological process (GO): DNA integration
Molecular function (GO): nucleic acid binding; RNA-DNA hybrid ribonuclease activity
Source: RefSeq, a predicted model, not a curated record
AUGUCGGCUGGUCAGCAGACCCACCUUGGCAAUCCCUCAGCUGCGAUGACGCACCUAGUCGGGACCCCGGGAGAUCAUCCCUCGCGAGAGGAGCCCCAAGACGAGCACCCCGCUACAACUUCGGAGCAAUAUUGGCGCCUAUUCAAUGACCCGGGCUUAUCGCCGCCCGACGCCACGGUCGUACCCCCAUCUGUUUCCCCCGAGGCCUUCCACGACCAUGCCCACCAAGUGAGGGCGCUGGCGGGUGUGGUGCAGACCAUCGUUCCGCUCAUCCCCCGGCCAACGGACCAGCCCUUGCGUCAACGAGAGUCCGCCCCUCGGGAGCACGCAACGCUCCCCGGGGCCCCCCCAUCGCCUCGAAACCAAACGACCCGGCUCGGAGACCGGGAGACCGUGGGCACGCUGAACCGCCCCGAACCCGAGCGGCCACCCACGGACUCGACCAACAUCCUACAAGCACAACUGCACCUCUUCAAUCAACGCCUUAACGAGGUACAGCAAGAAAUCCGCAGGUCGGAGGGGGAGCCUGGAACGGAUGGAUACCAAGGGUCCCCAUUCGCGACCGAAAUACAAGAUCAGGCCAUCCCACCGCACUUUCGGCUCCCAUCCCUGGACACCUAUGACGGCGCCACCGAUCCUACGGAUCAUGUAGCCGCGUUUCGCGCCCAAAUGGCGCUAUACGGAACUUCUGACGCCCUGAUGUGCAGGGCCUUCCCGACGACUUUGAGGGGACCGGCCCGCGCAUGGUACGGCAGCCUCAAGGCGGGAACCAUUUCCUCCUUCGACCAGCUCGCCCGGGACUUCGAACUCAACUUCCUCGCUUACGCCCGCCCGAAACCAUCCGCGGCGCUGCUCCUCGGACUCAACCAAGAGGAAGAUGAAUCCCUUUCCCGCUUCUUGGAUCGUUUUACGACGCAGAUCCGAGGGCUCUCGGACGCUCAUCCUUCCUUAUUGAUGCAGGCAUUCAUGAUAGGCUUGCGGCCCUCCAGGUUCUUCUGGUCCCUAGUAGAGCGACCCCCCACGACUGUGCCCGAGAUGCUUCAGAGAGCGAGCCAGUUCGUCGUUGCAGAGACGUGGAUGGCCGGGAGACCCAGGGGACACAAAGGGACCAAGUCAGAGCCGCCUCGACAGCAACAACCUGCAACAUCCCGGCGUAGGUCAGACAGAUCCGACCCGCCGACCCUGAGGCCUCCUCUCCCGGCUUUGAAUUCAUCCCGAACGGAUAUAUUCCUUCAUAUAAGGGAGAAAGGACUGCUCAAAGAACCCGACCCGAUGAGCAACCCCCGGGCGUUGGCAGACCAAUCGAAGUACUGUCGCUUCCACCGGCAACGGGGGCAUGACACUGAACAGUGUCGGGAAUUGAAAAGACAGAUCGAGGAGCUCAUCCGCAGGGGGCACCUCGAUCAGUAUCUCCGCCCGAACAAAGAAUCUUCGCCACGCCCGGAAGGGCCCAUCGAGCGACACAUCGAUGUAAUAACGGGCGGCCCCGCAUCCGGAGGGGACUCCAUGGCCCGAAAGAGGGCGUACGCCCGAGCCGCCUCAGCGGAAGCCCCCAGAUACGCGCCCGGGCCCAGUAUCACCUUCCCGGCCAAGAUGCAUGAACAGGCCGAACACGACGAUGCGCUCGUGAUAUCAACCAGGGUCGCCAACGCACAGGUAAAAAGAAUCAUGGUCGAUACCGGGAGCUCGGCUGACAUACUAUACUUCGACGCCUACCAGAAGCUCGGCCUACCCAGAGAUAGCAUGAAGCCGGUGUCCUCAGCGCUCACCGGCUUCACCGGCGACUCAAUCUCGCCACUGGGGGCGAUUACUUUGCCCCUGACCCUGGGAGUUCCGCCGAGGUCAAGGACAACAAUGACCACCUUCUUGGUCAUCGAUCUCCCCGCUGCGUACAACGCUAUCCUCGGUCGGCCGACACUCAACAAAAUCAGAGCCGUCGUCUCGACCUACUAUCAAACCGUGAAGUUCCCGACCCCCGUCGGGACCGGAGAGACCGCAGGGAGCCCUCGGGAGUCUCGGCGCUGUUACCUGACCGCCGUCUCGUUACCUAAGAGGCCCAGGGCCGAACCACCGUUGGCGGACCACCGAGAAAUACAGAAGUCGGCUCCCCACGUCGGGCCGAGGGGAACCACUAUCGCUGUACUGCUACAAGAAGAUCGCCCGGAGCAGACGAUCAGGGUCGGGUCAGAAUUGCCCGAGCAAGAACGAGAACAACUCAUCGGCCUCCUACAAGAAAACGCUGAUGUCUUCGCUUGGUCUCCCUCUGACAUGACAGGCGUUGCUCCGGAAGUCGCCCUGCAUCACCUCAGUAUCUCCACCGAUGCUCGCCCGAUAAAACAAAAGCUGAGGCGGCAAGCUCCGGAACAGCAGAUAGCCGUACGAGAAGAAGUAACUCGCCUCUUGAAAGCUGGCUUCAUAAAGGAAGCCGGAUACCCGCAAUGGCUGUCCAAUGUAGUCCUUGUCAAGAAAGCAAAUGGAAGCUGGAGGAUGUGCGUUGACUACACCAGCCUUAACAAGGCAUGCCCGAAGGACUGUUAUCCCCUACCACGGGUCGACCAACUGGUCGACGCCACGGCAGGCCACGCCCGCCUCUCGUUCAUGGAUGCCUUCUCGGGCUAUAACCAGAUCAGGAUGGCACCUGAAGAUCAAGAGCACACGGCCUUCAUCACCGAUCAAGGGGUCUACUUCUAUAAAGUUAUGCCCUUCGGGCUGAAAAACGCCGGGGCGACAUAUCAAAAAGCGGUGAACAAAAUAUUCGCUCGCCAGAUCGGACGAAACAUGGAGGUAUAUGUCGACGACAUGAUCAUAAAAAGCCAAGAAGCCGGGACUCACCUGGCUGAUUUAGCCGAAGCUUUCGCUAUACUCCGCCGGGUCGACAUGCGGCUCAACCCCGCAAAAUGCGCCUUCGGGGUCACGACAGGGAAGUUCCUCGGAUUCAUCGUGCACGAGAGAGGGAUUGACGCCGACCCAGAGAAGCUCCAGGCGAUCAUCAACAUGCAAUCACCUCGGACAAUCAAGGACCUGCAGCGCCUUAACGGGAAGCUCGUCGCCUUGUCCCGCUUCCUCGCCCGAUCAGGGGAUCGUUGUUUUCCCUUCUUCAAGGCACUAAAGAACCCAAAAGGUUUCCAAUGGACGACAGAAUGCGAGGUGGCCCUCCAGCAAGUAAAGCAACACCUAGCCAACCUUCCUCGUCUCGCCUCGGUCUCCCCCGGUGAGAAGCUGAGCCUCUACCUGGCUGCCUCUCCGCACACAGUAAGCUCCGUCCUGGUCAAAGAAAACUCCGGCGGCCAACUCCCGGUCUACUACACCAGCCACGUUCUUAGUGGCCCCGAGGAACGGUACCCCCCGAUCGAGAAGUUGGCGCUCGCCCUCGUGUUGUCCGCCCGGAAGCUGCGCCCUUAUUUCCAGGCUCACCCGGUGGAGGUGGUUACAGACCAGCCGCUUCGACUGGUCUUGUCUAAGUUCGAUGUUGCAGGGCGGCUCCUCAAAUGGGCGGUGGAGCUCGGCGAACAUGACGUUCGAUACGUACCCAGGACGGCUAUCAAGGCCCAGUCCGUGGCCGACUUCAUCGCGGAGUUAACCCAGGACGGGAGCGGGAGCCUCACACAACCUCCCGAGGCCUGGGUCCUGCACGUCGACGGUUCAGCCAACUCAAACGGUGCUGGCGCGGGGCUGGUGCUCCGGGCCCCCGAUGGGCGGACAUUCGAGCGUUCCCUCCGCUUCGGGUUCCGUGCCACUAACAACGAGGCGGAGUACGAGGCACUCCUGGCAGGACUCAGAUUGGCCCUCGAGAUGCAGGUGGACAUCCUUCAUGUCCUUACGGAUUCCCAGCUGGUGGCCGAGCAACUUAGCGGAGGAUACGAAGCCCGCGACCCAACCAUGGCAAAAUACCUAGCACAGGUGAGGGACUUAACCGGAAAGUUCCAUCACUUUACACUGUCUAAUGUCCCAAGGGGGGAGAACGAGCGUGCCGACACGCUGGCUAAGCUAGCCUCAAAACCCGCUCCCAAGGCAGGACCGGAGGUCGAGGAGCUCCCCGCCCGCGCCUUCGAGGUCGCGGUCACGGCUACCUGCAACGCGCCCUCCUGGGUACAAGAACUGCUACGCUUCAAACGGGACGGAAUCCUUCCGCCCGACAAAGCAUCAGCCCGGCGCCUGCUUCGCACGCAUGCGUGGUAUAUCGAGGCAGGCGGACGGCUCUACAAGCGGUCUUUCUCGUACCCCCUCCUGCGGUGCCUGGAACUCGACGAGGCGCAAACCGUCCUGGCAGAGGUACACGAGGGCGCCUGUGGAGAACACAUCGGCGGACGGAUCCUAGCCCAUAAAAUACUCCGCCAAGGCUACUACUGGCCGACCAUGUGCCGGGAUGCGAGAACACACGUACAACGGUGUACCUCAUGCCAAGAGCACGCCCGCACGCCUCGGCUCCCCGCAGUCCCGCUAACUCCUAUCGACUGUGCGUGGCCAUUUGCGCAAUGGGGUUUAGACAUUCUCGGGCCUUUUCCUCUAGCCGCCGAACAACGGAGAUACCUCAUCGUCGGCGUGGACUAUUUCACAAAGUGGGUCGAGGCCGAACCAUUGGCGACGAUCACAGCGCAGCAAGUAAAGAAGUUCGUAUGGAAAAAUUUGAUUACUCGGUUCGGCCUGCCCACAACCAUCAUCACGGAUAAUGGGCCCCAGUUCGCCGGUCAGAGAUUUCGGGAAUUCUGUGCGAGACACGGAAUCCGCCUGAAGUACAGCUCGGUCGCUCACCCUCAGACGAACGGGCUAACAGAGGUGACCAACUGGUCCAUCCUAGACGGGCUCAAAAGAAGAGUAUGCGCGGCUCGGACAACCUGGACGGACGAGCUCCCGAGCGUACUAUGGGCGCUACGUACCACUCCAAAACAGCAAUGGGGGAAUCCCCGUACACCCUCACAUUCGGAACUGAAGCGGUCCUUCCCCCCGAGGUAG